Messenger RNA from Ceraceosorus guamensis, 741 nucleotides. RefSeq lists its product as hypothetical. NCBI's taxonomy places the organism in Eukaryota, Fungi, Basidiomycota, Exobasidiomycetes, Ceraceosorales, Ceraceosoraceae. The transcript has 2 exons. The record is from RefSeq and is a predicted model, not a curated record. The coding region runs from base 116 to 646 and encodes 176 amino acids.
CACCUUCGAAGUAAAAAGAGCACGAACUCGUCCGAUGGACAGUUUGAGCUGAAGGUGCACUGCACUCUUCAACAAGUUCGUGCAAGAGGCAUAGACUGCACCUCUGCGGUUCUGCAUGAUGCAACACCGCUAUCUGCCCUUCAGCGCGUCGCAUUGGAUCGGAGUGGCUCUCAUCAUUGCGACUUUCUCGCACGUUGUCCGCACUCGACCAAUGAACAUCUCGCAGCUUAGCCUCCUGGACGCUCGUCAGUCAGGAGGAUCAAAAGGGGCAGAGGGCAACGCUUCUUCCGAGAACGCUUCACAUUUGAAGCCGAAGACUAUCGCUUCGGUGAAGCCGCGCAUCAGCUUCGAUCAUCAUUUUGAAGUCAAUUUUGCACAAGCACGCGAAGCUACGAGGCGAACUGCCCUCGAGACCAUCAAGCGCGAGAUGGCGGCAAAACUUGCUCAUCAUCCUCAGGUAGGCCACUUUCAUGUGACCAGCAUGAGAGACCACAAGGUUGGCAACGCGAUAAACGGCUUCAAGUUCUCUGGCACAGCUCACGACGCUAGAGGAGUCCCUCUCGCCGCACCGACCGAGUUACACCUUCGCCCGGACAUGCUUGUUGCCGCAAAUUGGAUACGCGCCACAUCCGGCGCUUUGCACUAAAUGAAAACGAUCGAAGGCAUGGUCUGAGAAGCUCAAUGGGCCAGACUUUCCCUUGCGAAAUGAAUCUCAAAGCUGAAGUGUCCUAGAACAAGUGC